CUGCCGGGUUUGGCGCUCGGUCCGGGAGCGUCCGACACCCACUGGGACGCAGAAGGCGGUGGAGCCCCGGCGGCGGCGGCGGCGGCGGCGGCGGCAGUAGUGGCAGCGCGCGGGAGCGGCGCGCGGGAGCGGCGCGGGCUGGGGCUCAGAAUAAUCAUGGGCCAGACUGGGAAGAAGUCCGAGAAGGGGCCAGUUUGCUGGCGGAAGCGUGUGAAGUCCGAGUACAUGCGGCUGCGGCAGCUCAAGAGGUUCCGGCGAGCUGACGAAGUCAAGAGUAUGUUUAGUUCCAAUCGUCAGAAAAUUGUGGAAAGAACAGAGAUCUUAAACCAAGAGUGGAAGCAGCGAAGGAUCCAGCCCGUGCACAUCCUGACUUCUCUCCCAGUGGUCCAGCCACACAGUCGCCUAUUGUACCAGCUGGUUGAUUGUUCGGUGACCAGUGACUUGGGCUUCCCAACACAAGUCAUCCCUUUAAAGACGCUGAAUGCAGUCGCCUCAGUGCCCAUAAUGUAUUCUUGGUCUCCCCUACAGCAGAAUUUCAUGGUGGAAGAUGAAACUGUUUUACACAAUAUUCCUUACAUGGGGGAUGAAGUUUUAGACCAGGAUGGAACUUUCAUUGAAGAACUAAUAAAAAAUUACGAUGGAAAAGUACACGGGGAUAGAGAAUGUGGGUUCAUAAAUGAUGAGAUCUUUGUGGAAUUGGUGAACGCUCUUGGUCAGUACAAUGAUGAGGAUGACGACGAUGAUGGAGAUGAGCCUGAUGAGAGAGAAGAAAAACAGAAGGAUCUGGAGGAGAACCGAGACGAUAAAGAAAGCCGCCCACCUCGGAAAUUUCCUUCUGACAAAAUUUUUGAAGCCAUUUCCUCCAUGUUUCCAGAUAAGGGCACGGCAGAAGAACUGAAGGAAAAGUAUAAGGAACUCACCGAGCAGCAGCUCCCAGGGGCCCUCCCUCCCGAGUGCACCCCAAACAUAGACGGACCAAACGCCAAAUCCGUUCAGAGGGAGCAGAGCCUGCACUCCUUCCACACGCUCUUCUGCCGGCGGUGCUUCAAGUACGACUGCUUCCUCCACCGUGAGGACCCCUGUAACGCCAGACUGAGCCUGUGGACGGUCAAGGCCGCAUCGGCGGCAGGAGUCACAUCAGCCCAAAACGCAAGGCCGUCAUUAGCCAGACUUUCCAUGCAACACCCAACACUUACAAGCGGAAGAACACAGAAACAGCUCUGGACAACAAGCCCUGUGGGCCCCAGUGUUACCAGCACCUGCCACUCCUACCUAGGAACUAAGUGGGUAUAUAUUGCCUGUUGGAUUUUGGACAGAAGAUUCAUUGAAUGGCACCUACAGAAGGAGGGAGCAAAGGAGUUCGCCGCCGCCCUCACCGCCGAGCGGAUCAAGACGCCACCGAAGCGCCCGGGCGGCCGCAGACGGGGGCGGCUUCCCAACAACAGCAGCAGGCCCAGCACCCCCACCAUCAAUGUGCUGGAGUCCAAGGACACGGACAGCGACCGGGAAGCUGGGGCCGAGACUGGCGGCGAGAAUAACGAUAAGGAGGAGGAGGAGAAGAAAGACGAGACCUCCAGCUCCUCUGAAGCGAAUUCUCGGUGUCAGACCCCGAUAAAGAUGAAGCCGAACAGCGAGCCCCCGGAGAACGUGGAGUGGAGCGGGGCUGAGGCCUCCAUGUUCCGGGUCCUCAUCGGCACCUACUACGACAACUUCUGUGCCAUCGCCAGGCUGAUCGGGACCAAAACGUGCAGGCAGGUGUAUGAGUUCCGGGUCAAGGAGUCCAGUAUCAUCGCUCCGGCUCCUGCCGAGGAUGUCGACACGCCUCCGAGGAAGAAGAAGAGGAAACACCGGUUGUGGGCUGCCCACUGCAGGAAGAUACAGCUGAAAAAAGACGGCUCCUCGAACCACGUUUACAACUACCAGCCCUGUGACCAUCCGCGGCAGCCUUGCGACAGUUCGUGCCCUUGCGUGAUAGCACAGAAUUUUUGUGAAAAGUUUUGUCAGUGUAGUUCAGAGUGUCAGAACCGCUUCCCCGGCUGCCGCUGCAAGGCGCAGUGCAACACCAAGCAGUGCCCCUGCUACCUGGCCGUGCGGGAGUGCGACCCCGACCUGUGUCUGACCUGCGGAGCUGCUGACCACUGGGACAGCAAGAACGUGUCCUGCAAGAACUGCAGCAUCCAGCGGGGCUCCAAGAAGCAUCUCCUGCUGGCGCCGUCCGACGUGGCAGGCUGGGGCAUCUUCAUCAAAGACCCUGUCCAGAAGAACGAGUUCAUCUCCGAGUACUGCGGGGAGAUAAUUUCCCAGGACGAGGCCGACAGGAGAGGCAAGGUGUACGACAAGUACAUGUGCAGCUUUCUCUUCAACCUGAACAACGAUUUUGUGGUGGACGCAACCCGCAAGGGUAACAAAAUCCGUUUUGCAAAUCAUUCAGUCAAUCCAAAUUGCUAUGCAAAAGUGAUGAUGGUGAACGGUGACCACAGGAUAGGGAUCUUUGCGAAGAGAGCCAUCCAGACUGGAGAAGAGCUGUUUUUUGAUUACAGAUACAGCCAGGCUGACGCGCUGAAGUACGUGGGCAUCGAGCGCGAGAUGGAGAUCCCUUGACGUCUGCUACCUCCCCUCCUCUUCUGGGACGGCUGCCUUUAGCUUCAGGACCCUCGAGUACUGCGGGCAAUGCAGAGAGGAAAAUGCAGUGUGAAAUCCUGAGUUUGCAAAGUACUGUAAGAAUAAUUUAUAGUAAUGAGUUUAAAAAUCAACUUUUUAUUGCCUUCUCACCAGCUGCAAAGUGUUUUGUACCAGUGAAUUUUUGCAAUGACGCAGUGUGGUACAUUUUUGAACUUUGAAUAAAGAAUACUUGAAGUUC
Messenger RNA from Phyllostomus hastatus (greater spear-nosed bat), 2860 nucleotides. RefSeq names its product enhancer of zeste 2 polycomb repressive complex 2 subunit (gene EZH2). Gene Ontology annotation, biological process: chromatin remodeling. Bases 157 to 2601 code for a protein of 814 amino acids. The transcript is spliced from 23 exons. Gene Ontology annotation, molecular function: protein binding; histone H3K27 methyltransferase activity. The record is from RefSeq and is a predicted model, not a curated record. NCBI's taxonomy places the organism in Eukaryota, Metazoa, Chordata, Mammalia, Chiroptera, Phyllostomidae.